Molecule: messenger RNA, 2505 nt
Organism: Populus euphratica (Euphrates poplar)
Lineage: Eukaryota; Viridiplantae; Streptophyta; Magnoliopsida; Malpighiales; Salicaceae
Product: NAC domain-containing protein 45-like
Exons: 5
Coding region: 179-1792 (537 amino acids)
Biological process (GO): regulation of DNA-templated transcription
Molecular function (GO): DNA binding
Source: RefSeq, a predicted model, not a curated record
AUACAGAAUCGCCAUGCCAAUAUAUACAAGGCGCAGGCUGACACUCACUCACUUACUCACUCACCUCUAGUAGUUGUAGCAGCCAUCAACCUCCUUUCUCUAACCAGAGCAGACACUUGUCCUCUUAGACCAUCCACCAGUCCUUCUCCCCCUUUUGGUUUCCGUUUUAGGAAGAGGAAUGGACGACUAUUCCCCAUCAGUCCUGGCAUUCGUAUUGCUAUUGAUGGAACAUGGAUUCAAAUUUAAGCCAACCAAUGAAGAAUUAAUAAGGAAGUAUCUGGUGCCGAAAAUCCGUGGUGAUAUCAUGGAAGGCUUGCCCAUGGCAGUCGUUAACCUUUGCGAGCAUGAGCCAUGGGAUCUACCUGAUAAAUCCAUUAUAAAGUUAGCUGGUCAAGUAACGUGGUAUUUCUUAUGCCCUCGUGAUCUUAGGGGCAAAGUUCACCGCAGAAAAACCAAGGCCGGAUACUGGAAACUGACCUGCCAGCAAAAGUCAAUAACAGCUGAGGGUACUAAGAAAAAGAUUGGGGUAAUGAGGACUUUGAGAUUCUAUGAAAACGAAGUGAGGACUGGUUGGAUGAUAUACGAAUUAGACCUCAUCGCCAAUUCUAGCCAGUUUAAAAAGGGACAAUAUGUUCUCUGUAAACUGGAGUUUAAUUCAAAAGGAAAGAAGAGCGAGAAAGGUGAACAAAGUCACCAUAUAGCUCCGGUCUCCCAUUCUGAAUUCUAUCCAAGUCAGAGUAUGGAUUCUGAUUCUGAAAAUAUAAAUCCAAGUGAGAUGGCUGUGAGAUCUUCACCUUGUGAUGAAGGUGAAUUAAGCCAUCAUGUGGGUUCGCUUUUUGGAAAUCAAAAUUUAAGUGUGCUGAUGAAUAACUUAGCUCGCCAACGAAGUGAGUUAAGCCCCCAUAUGGCUUCUGAGUUUAGAAACCAUAACUCAAAUAACCUCAUGCCUAAUUUAGUUUAUGAUGGAAGUGAUUCAAGCCACUCCACGGUUUUUAAUUGUGAAGAUCUAUACGGGAAUCAGCCUACAGUUGAUUCAGCUUAUAAUGGAAGCGAAAGCCCUUACAUGGCUUUCGAUUCUGAAAAUCAAAACUCAAAUGUGCUGUUUACAGUUGAUUCAGCUUAUAAUGUCAGCAAAAACCAUGGCAUGGCUUUUGAUUUGCAAAAUCAAAACCUGAAUGUGGUGCUGGCAGUUGAUUCAGCUUCUAAUGUUGUCAGUAAAAGUCAUCAUAUGACUUUCGAUUUGGCAAAUCAUAACCCGAAUUUGUCGCUGACAGUUGAUAAUUCAGCUUCUAAUGUUAAUGAAAGUCAUUAUAUGGCUUUAGUUUUGGAAAAUCAAAAUCUAAACAAUAGCAUUUCUAUAUUAACUUCUGAGAAUUCUUUAAUGGCUUCUCGUGGUUUGGAAAAUCAAGAACCAUUCUUUCCACCUUGUAGUUUUAUAAACCAGUCAACGUAUGAUAAGAGUGAAUCAAGUAGCCUAAUGGAUUUUGAUUUUGAAAAUCAAAAUCUAGUAAAGGAAUUCGAUAUAUCAGCCUUCGGUGAAGGUGUAUGGAGUAAUACCACAGCAACUCCUCCGGAUUUUGGAAAUCAAAAUCCUUGUAAGAAGACUGAUAUGUCAACCUUUGAAGAAGAUUAUUCGAGUUACUUUAAGUCCUCUUCAGAUAAUAAUCUAGCUGAUGUGGCGCUUCCAGAGCAGGUAAGGUCUGGAAUACAAGCAGGGAUAGAAGGGUGUUUCGAGCAAGAAAACAGCCCCAACCCUGCACUCGUCCAGCUUCCUUCUGUGGGGUUCGAGUAGCAAACCCAAAGCUUGUUCCUACUUUUCAUGGGCUUUAGUACCUUGGUACCUAAUUGAAAAGAUAUGUUAUCUGGUUCCUAUCUGCUAUUUAACAACAAAACUAUCCAUACGAAAUAAUCGAUGGAGUUUAUUAUAAAUGGUUUAAGAGGGCAGCUACUGAUGCUCCUCCAAUCUGAUAAUGAGGGUAACUUUUGUCGCCCUAGUUAUUUGGAUCAUUGCACGGUUGCUGAUCUGCAAAUUUUACUUACUUUAUGGUGGACGCUGCUUAGUUCGACUUCGUCCAGUCCAUGCAGCUUUAAGCUGCAAUCCUCUAAAAUAUAGCCUGCGCUGUCCCAAAUCUGCAGCUGUAUUCGUAGAAAGAUUUGGGUACUAGUAGCGGAAAACACGAGUUGUUCUCUGCGAUCCUGAUGCAAAUGCUAUCCGUCAAGUACUAAGAUAUUAAAUGGGAAGUACUAUUCAAGCCGUACGCACGUAUGUAUAGUUGCUUAUUGUUGUAUUGUAUGAAGGUGGGAUUGUGUCAAGAGCAAACAGCUCUUAUAGACUAUGUAUCUACGUGUCAGUGUGCUUCAAAGAUGUUGAACAAAAGUACUUAUGCUUAAUUAAUAUGUUCAACUUCAAGUUCUCUGUUCUUAGCUUUGUUAAUUGUUGGGUUGCCAUUGCAGUGCAUAUCUGCAGUAGAAUGAGGUGAUAACGUUACUGAAAGUUUAGAAUUA